ACGUUGAUAAACCGGGUCUACCUCCGGGUAACCCGUUAAAGUCCACGGGUUUUAUUCCUCUAAAACGGCGUCGUUUGAUAUAGAAUCCAGUCCAAGAAUGAGUACUGCGUCUGCUUUUAGUUCAAUACAAGGAUGCUGGUUCAAGGGGGAAAGGAAGAUUCGUGUAGCGGAUAAGCGAGUCAAGAAGCUUUCUUUGGGAUCCCAUGUGGCUUCUCCAUCUUCAAUGAGCUUCAGAGUUUCAGCUAGUAGUUCUGUUAAACCUGAAAAGGAUAUUCGGAUUGGUCUUCUUGGUGCAAGUGGCUACACUGGUGCUGAGAUCGUCAGGCUUCUAGCAAACCAUCCGCAUUUCCAGGUCACUCUGAUGACUGCUGAUAGAAAAGCUGGCCAGUCAAUGGAAAGCGUUUUCCCACACCUGAGAGCUCAAAAACUACCUAGUUUGAUCUCGGUAAAGGAUGCAGAUUUUUCUACUGUGGAUGCUGUAUUCUGCUGCUUGCCUCACGGAACAACCCAGGAAAUCAUCAAGGAACUGCCUACUGCAUUAAAAAUCGUUGAUCUUUCAGCGGACUUCCGGUUGCGUAAUAUUGCAGAAUAUGAAGAAUGGUAUGGUCAGCCACACAAGGCAGUAGAGUUACAGAAAGAAGUUGUGUAUGGUCUAACAGAGAUACUAAGGGAGGACAUAAAAAAGGCACGACUUGUUGCUAACCCAGGCUGUUACCCGACUACGAUUCAACUUCCUCUUGUUCCUUUAAUAAAGGCAAAUCUCAUCAAACAUGAAAACAUUAUUAUCGAUGCAAAAUCUGGUGUUAGUGGAGCAGGACGUGGUGCUAAGGAGGCGAAUCUUUACUCUGAGAUAGCUGAAGGCAUUUCUUCUUAUGGUGUCACCCGUCAUCGCCAUGUUCCUGAAAUUGAACAAGGAUUAUCUGAUGUUGCACAAUCAAAAGUAACAGUCAGUUUUACGCCGCAUCUCAUGCCAAUGAUCCGUGGAAUGCAAUCAACUAUCUAUGUGGAAAUGGCUCCCGGGGUUAGAACCGAAGACUUAUACCAGCAAUUGAGGACAUCUUUUGAGGAUGAAGAAUUUGUCAAAGUGUUGGAUGAAGGAGUUGUUCCUCGGACACACAACGUUAGAGGAUCCAACUAUUGUCAUAUAAGUGUCUUUCCUGAUCGAAUCCCCGGAAGAGCUAUCAUAAUCUCAGUGAUUGAUAAUCUCGUGAAAGGAGCUUCGGGACAAGCGUUGCAAAAUCUUAACAUAAUGUUGGGAUAUCCCGAAACAACGGGGCUCCUACACCAGCCGCUUUUCCCUUAAGAUGUUCCAAAUUUCCACCUUUGAAUCGGUAAAAUGACAUUCGUCUCUCUUGUUGGCUCUGCAUCUUGAAGAUUUUUUCUGUCAUUACUUUUGCCCGCUUAAAGCUGUUUGUAUUUAUACUUAUCUUCAGAUGACCAAUAUGAAGCUGUUGAGACGGCAAUGUUAAGCCUAAAGAUGGUUAUAUUAUUCAUUUUAUAGACAGAGAAGCCUCUUCUUUUGCCAUUUACAAACAAAUGGUUUUGUUGUCC
Arabidopsis arenosa is the source of this 1551-nucleotide messenger RNA. Lineage: Eukaryota; Viridiplantae; Streptophyta; Magnoliopsida; Brassicales; Brassicaceae. The record is from the annotation of a GenBank genome assembly.